AUGACGAAGUUAUCCGGUUAUCACAUAAUGGUCGUCUCAAAGUACUUUGUUGGUAUUAAAGACUUCAUUAACACAGAGUUAGUUUGCAAAAAGUUAACUGGUAACAUGGAAAAGUUUCACUUUAACCCAAUUCCGUUGACUGUUAAAACAGUUGGAUACUUUCCAAACAUUGAAACACUUUAUUUAUGGAACAAAAAUGACGAGAACUUUGGUAAUGGAUUUUAUGUUGGCAUAAAUUUCAAUGAAGAUUUUGAAGACGAUGAAACAUAUGAAGAUAUUAACAAAAAUAGAAAAACUGUUUUACCAAAAAUGUUUUAUAAAAUCGUUGUGUGGUUCAAUGUUGAUUUUGGAACUGUUGACAAAAACAAAAGUCGAAACAUCGAGUUCAAAAAAGUGACUUACACGAGAAACAACAGAAUAAAAUUUGGUAAUGACAUACCACCAAUGGUGACAAAUAUUAGUGACAAUAGUUAUAACAAAUGCAGCAGUUUAAGUAGUAUUACAAUACCAUCGAGUGUAACGUCAAUUGGUAAUAAGUGUUUCUUUGGAUGCAGUAAUUUGGAAACUAUUAUAAUACCAUCAAGUGUGACAUCAAUUGGCGAUAGUUGUUUUUAUGAAUGUAGCAGUUUAAGUACAAUGACAAUACCAUCAAGUGUUACAUCUAUUGGAAAUUAUUGUUUUAGUCGUUGUGGAAGUCUGAGAAGUGUGGUAAUACCAUCAACACUGACAUCACUUGGUAAAGAAUGUUUGUUUGGAUGCACAAGUUUAAGCAGUGUUACAAUACCAUCAACUUUAAGACUUAUUAGUAAUAAAUGUUUCUUUGAAUGCGGCAAAAUAAGCAGUAUCUUAAUACCAUCGAGUGUUUUAUCAAUUGGUGAUGAUUGUUUCGGUGGAUGUAGCAGUCUGAACGCAGUAGUAAUACCGCCAAAUGUGACAUCAAUUGGUUAUAAUUGUUUCCGUGGAUGCAUAAGUUUAAGCAGUGUUACAAUACCAUCAAACGUGUCUUUGCUUGAUUACAGUAGUUUUUUUAAAUGCAGCAAUUUAAGCAAUGUGGUAAUACCAUCAAGUGUGACAUCACUUGGUGAUAGUUGUUUCAGUGAAUGUAAAAGUCUUAGUGGUGUUACAAUACCAAUAAGUGUGUCCUCACUUGGUAAUAAUUGUUUCGGUGCGUGCAUUAGUCUAAGUACUGUUAUAAUACCAUCCAGUGUGACUUCAAUCGGUGAUAGCUGUUUCUGUGGAUGCAAAGGUUUGAAAAGUGUUACAAUACCAGCAACUGUUACGUCAAUUUGUCAUCAGUGUUUCCGUGAAUGCAGUAAUCUCAGCAGUGUUACAAUACCAUCAAGUGUGAAAGCAUUAAAUAAUUGGUGUUUCUAUAAAUGUAGCGGUAUUAAAAACAUUAUAAUCCCAUCAAGUGUGACAUCAAUUGGUGACUGUUGUUUUUUUAAAUGCAGCAGUUUAAGUAAUGUGAUGAUACCAUCUGGUGUGACAUCCAUUGGUGAUCAAUGUUUCUAUGGAUGCAGCAAAUUAAGCAGUCUUAUAAUACCAUCGAGUGUGUCAUCAACAAGUGAGAAUUGUUUUCCAUCAAACACUAUCAUUUAUCGCGAAUAA
Molecule: messenger RNA, 1608 nt
Organism: Entamoeba invadens IP1
Lineage: Eukaryota; Evosea; Mastigamoebida; Endamoebidae
Exons: 1
Coding region: 1-1608 (535 amino acids)
Source: RefSeq, a predicted model, not a curated record